CUUCGUCAUCUUCGGAACAUUGCUGCAAGGAACAUCAUCAAUAAGAAUGGUUAUCGUCUCUUGGACACGUACUUUACUCUUCAUUUGUGUGAUAACACCAAGAUAUACAAAGAAUUCUAUAAGAGUGAGGUGAUCAAGAAUUCUCUGAAUCCAACGUGGAGGAGUCUGGACUUUGGAAUAAUGCCUGAUCGUCUUGAUACCUCUGUCUCUUGUUUUGUUGUGAGGAUCUGGGGUGGCAAGAAGGAGCAUUUCCAGCUUUUGAUUGAAUGGAAGGUCAAUCUAGAUGGCUUAAAAUACUUGGGCCAGCAGAUACAUGCCAGAAACCCAAAUGAGAUUAUUUUUGGUCUCAAUGAUGGUUACUACGGAGCUUCAUUUGAACAGAAGGAUCACUCAGGUACCCUGAAGAACAGUCUUCUCCAGGUGGAUCAAAACUGUGUUCGUAACUCUUACGAUGUCUUCUCUUUGCUUAGGCUUCACAGAGCCCAGUGUGCAAUUAAACAGACUCAGGUAACUGUUCAGAAGAUAGGGAGGGAGAUUGAAGAGAAGCUGAGAUGUACAUCUACAAGCAAUGAACUGAAAAAAGAGAGUGAAUGUUUACAGUUGAAGAUCCUGGUGCUACGUAAUGAACUGGAGAGGCAGAAGAAGGCCCUUGGUCAUGAAGUAGCCUUGUUGCAUAAGGAAAAAAAUGCUGUGCAUGACAGAAAAAACGCAUUUGAGACUGAAUAUCAGAAACUUCAAGAACAAAAUGAAUCCCUGCAUGAGUUAAGGAAGGAGUGCACUGCUAAGAGAGAACUGUUUUUGAAGACAAAUGCCCAGCAGACCAUUCGAUGCAAGCAGCUGCUGUCAGAGCUCUCCUAUAUCUACCCUAUUGAUCUGAAUGAUCAAAAGGAUUACUUUGUUUGUGGAGUCAAGCUUCCUAAUUCUGAAGACUUUCAAGCAAAAGAUGAUGGAAGCAUUGCUGUUGCCCUGGGCUACACCGCUCACUUGGUGUCAAUGAUCUCCUUCUUCUUACAAAUUCCACUCAGGUAUCCUAUCAUUCACAAGGGCUCCAGGUCUACAAUCAAAGAUAAUAUCAACGACAAACUAACGGAGAAGGAGCGAGAAUUUCCUUUAUAUCCAAAAGGAGGAGAGAAGCUUCAGUUUGAAUAUGGAGUGUAUCUUCUUAACAAGAAUAUAGCACAGCUUAGAUAUCAACAUGGGCUGAGUACUCCAGAUCUAAGGCAGACUCUUCCUAACCUGAAAAACUUCAUGGAGCUUGGACUAAUGGUUAGAUGUGAUAGACACCACACAUCCAGUGCCAUUCCAGUUCCAAAGAGACAGAGCUCAAGCUUCGGCAGAGUGGAUACCGGCUUUUCCAGUGGGAUUCCUUCUCCGGAGAAAGGACUCCGAAAACGAGCCAGCACGGGGAACGAAAGACUCCAGUACAAAACUACUCCUCCUAGUUACAACUCUGGUUUAACACAACCUGUUCCUGUCACAGCCCGGGUGGGAGAGUUAGAUAAAAAGCCUGGAUCUCUCUCUUCCUCCUUGGAUACCUCCAUGGACUCCUCGAAAGGAAAUCCCAAGAAAAGCGAGGACUCGUGUGGCAGUUUGAAUGGAGAAAAUGGGAACCUCAACAACCCCCAAGACCCUCAGGAGUCUUUCCUAGGACAAAGUAGUGCAAUAAAUGGGGCCUUUGUGGCUGCUGGGUGCUCUGGCACUGCAGGCAACGAGCAGCCCCGUGAGUUUCAUCCUCCCCUUGGCCCCGUCCCGUGUUGCACCGUGGAGCAAGCGGAGGAGAUCAUGGGGAUGGAAGCGACAGGGUUCACCACAGGAGAUCAGCUAGAAGACUUUAACUCCAUCCCGGUGGAACAUGCUGUGGCAGUGGAGUGUGAUGAACAAGUCCUGGGGGAGUUUGAGGAGUUCUCUCGAAGGAUCUAUGCACUGAAUGAGAACAUGUCCAGCUUCCGCAGGCCGCGCAAAAGCUCCGACAAGUGAGCUCGGACCAGGGAUUUGUUAGCAGACAUGGAGGUGAAAUCAGUGGGAUAGAGAUCAAAUUGCACUUAUUCUUUAUAUGAAUUAUAAAAAUAAAUAAAUAAAUUAAAAACUAAAGCUGUUCCUAUGGUGUUAGACAAACGGACUUGAGCACGAUAACACAGGAUCAUGGUAUAUUCACAGCCCAGGUAAAUUUGGAUUCUGCUCCCAAUCCUUUCUGGGUUUUCAUCUUCUGUUGGAGUAUUUUUCUUUCAAGCAUUGGAAUCCAUUUAUAAAAGGCUUUCCUGGAAA
Chaetura pelagica (chimney swift) is the source of this 2265-nucleotide messenger RNA. It is a transcript of the gene UVRAG, whose product is annotated as UV radiation resistance associated. Gene Ontology annotation, molecular function: SNARE binding. The record is from RefSeq and is a predicted model, not a curated record. Gene Ontology annotation, biological process: SNARE complex assembly. The transcript is spliced from 14 exons. Gene Ontology annotation, cellular component: lytic vacuole; endosome. The coding region runs from base 181 to 1977 and encodes 598 amino acids. NCBI's taxonomy places the organism in Eukaryota, Metazoa, Chordata, Aves, Apodiformes, Apodidae.